GGUCUCAAAAUGGAGGUAAAACAGCCGCCCGGCCGCCCCCAGCCCGACUCCGGCCGCCGUCGCCGCCGCCGGGGGGAGGAGGGUCAUGAUCCAAAGGAACCAGAGCAGUUGAGAAAACUGUUUAUUGGUGGCUUGAGCUUUGAAACUACGGAUGAUAGUUUAAGAGAACACUUUGAAAAAUGGGGCACUCUCACGGAUUGUGUGGUGAUGAGAGAUCCUCAAACAAAACGUUCCAGAGGCUUUGGCUUCGUGACUUAUUCUUGCGUAGAAGAGGUAGAUGCAGCAAUGUGUGCUCGGCCACAUAAGGUUGAUGGGCGUGUAGUGGAACCAAAGAGAGCUGUUUCUAGAGAGGAUUCUGUAAAACCUGGUGCACAUCUAACCGUGAAGAAAAUUUUUGUUGGUGGUAUUAAAGAAGAUACAGAAGAAUACAAUUUAAGAGACUACUUUGAAAAGUAUGGCAAGAUCGAAACUAUAGAAGUUAUGGAAGAUCGACAGAGCGGAAAGAAGAGAGGAUUUGCUUUUGUAACUUUUGAUGAUCAUGAUACAGUUGACAAAAUUGUUGUUCAGAAAUAUCAUACUAUUAAUGGGCAUAACUGUGAAGUGAAAAAGGCCCUUUCAAAGCAAGAGAUGCAGUCUGCUGGCUCACAAAGAGGUCGCGGAGGUGGCUCAGGCAAUUUUAUGGGUCGAGGAGGAAACUUUGGAGGUGGUGGAGGAAACUUUGGCCGUGGAGGAAACUUCGGUGGAAGAGGUGGUUAUGGUGGUGGUGGUGGUGGUGGUGGUGGUGGCAGCAGAGGCAGUUAUGGAGGUGGAGAUGGUGGAUAUAAUGGAUUUGGUGGAGAUGGUGGCAACUAUGGAGGUGGUCCUGGCUACAGUAGUAGAGGGGGUUAUGGUGGUGGUGGUGGACCUGGAUAUGGAAACCAAGGUGGUGGAUAUGGUGGUGGUGGAGGAUAUGAUGGUUACAAUGAAGGAGGAAAUUUUGGUGGUGGUAACUAUGGUGGCAGUGGGAACUAUAAUGAUUUUGGAAAUUAUAGUGGGCAGCAGCAAUCAAAUUAUGGACCCAUGAAAGGAGGCAGUUUUGGUGGAAGGAGCUCGGGCAGUCCUUAUGGUGGUGGUUAUGGAUCUGGUGGUGGAAGUGGUGGAUAUGGUAGCAGAAGGUUCUAAAAACUCAACAGAAGAGGGCUACAGUUCUUAGCAGGAGAGAGAGCGAGGAGUUGUCAGGAAAGCUGCAGGUUACUUUGAGACAGUCGUCCCAAAUGCAUUAGAGGAACUGUAAAAAUCUGCCACAGAAGGAACGAUGAUCCAUAGUCAGAAAAGUUACUGCAGCUUAAACAGGAAACCCUUCUUGUUCAGGACUGUCAUAGCCACAGUUUGCAAAAAGUGCAGCUAUUGAUUAAUGCAAUGUAGUGUCAAUUAGAUGUACAUUCCUGAGGUCUUUUAUCUGUUGUAGCUUUGUCUUUUCUUUUUCUUUUCAUUACAUCAGGUAUAUUGCCCUGUAAAUUGUGGUAGUGGUACCAGGAAUAAAAAAUUAAGGAAUUUUUAACUUUUCAAUAUUUGUGUAGUUCAGUUUUUCUACAUUUUAGUACAGAAACUUUAAUGAAAUGCGGUUUUGAAGGUGUUUCCUUGUUAGUUAACAAGUAGAGAAGAUCAUUGUUAAUUACUAUUUUGUAUGAAUUUUGCUAAAGUUAACUGUAAAGAAACACCUGCUGACUUGCAGUCUAAGGGGAAUCUAUUCUCCCCAAACCAAACCAUAACACCCAUUGAUAUGAAUGGGAGUUGACAAGUGGAGAGAAUAGGUAUUUGUAUGUUUGCAAUGUGUGUUUUAGAUAACAACUAGGAUUGGGUAUUUAAAUUAGUAUAUUUGUGAAUUAAUAGCAUUAAGCUUUACCUUUCAAAUGAAAAUUUCAAAUUACCUUUUGGGUUGUGCAUAUAUUUUUUUUUAAUUGUAAUUCUCUAUGAUUUAGUGUGUUAGCUCUGCCAAGUCCUAGUUGUGUUUAUUAAAAAGGUGAAAAAAAAAUCCAUUCUAGAGUUACCUUGGCCACCUUUGAAACUGCUGCCAUAACAUGAUGUUGGUAUAGGAGAUACCUCUUCUCUUCAUGAAGUUCUGGAUGGUGGAGGGGUGGGAGUUGGGGCAGUAGGUUUUUUUUUUCCUUUCCCUCCCUUUUGAAAAAUUUUUCUUAAUGAAUUUAAAGACAUAGCCAACCACUAAGUCUGCUGUAUCCAAGCAAAUAGUGGAUACCUGGGGGUUUUUGUUUUUUAUUUUGUGUUAAUUGGUUUAGGGGGGAAAAGAGGCCCAAGGACCUUUGAAUACUUAACCUUGGUUUAAUGUCUUUUUAAUUUAUACAAGCUGUCAGAGCAAGAGAAUAAAAAGCACGCAUUGUGAAACACUUAAAUGGCUGGCAUGCUUUCCUGCUUACACCAUAUGCAUUUUUCUGGAUGAAACCAAGGAUAGCCUAGGUAUAAUCCUCUAAAACUACCUUCUUGCAGCAGCAAUGUAGCACAAUUGUUUGGUACACAAGCUUUUCGCUUUUGAAGACCCUGAAUUCAAGUUUGAUUCUAAGUAAGAAUUCAUUUGCACUUCAGUGCCUAGACAACAUAUCAUCAUCACCAUCAUCAUAUAUAUCUACUUCAACACAAUGUUGGUAUGAGUUAAUCAGUUUGCUUGAAAAACACUGAUGUGAAGGAGUUCAUGGUCUAGGUACUUUGCCAGCACCAUGUGGGAUAAUAUCCCCACAUAAAGUCUACUGUUUUGCGCCAGAUGAUGCUUAAUGUUUCUUUAAGUACUAAAUAUAUAUGUGUCCCACUGUUGUCCUUUUCUUUGGCCGUUAAACAUUUUAAUCCAGAAACCUCUAUUCUCUGUUCGAUUAAGCACUGGGCAAAACAAGCAAUAAAUGGCGGGUGGGAUUGGAUUUCAAUGGAUUUACUCAUGUUGCUUUAACUUGUGCCAUUGUUCAGUAUUAAUAUGUGGAUGCAUGCUUUGCGAGCAUGGAAAUGGGUUGCAGAUGUGGCAAUUUUCCAGAAGUCAAAACUCACAAACCAAUAAAUGUCAUGAGCAGACAA
This is a messenger RNA of Vombatus ursinus (common wombat), 3057 nucleotides long. RefSeq names its product heterogeneous nuclear ribonucleoprotein A3 (gene HNRNPA3). The record is from RefSeq and is a predicted model, not a curated record. The transcript has 11 exons. The coding region runs from base 10 to 1161 and encodes 383 amino acids. Lineage: Eukaryota; Metazoa; Chordata; Mammalia; Diprotodontia; Vombatidae. Gene Ontology annotation, molecular function: RNA binding.